Messenger RNA from Xyrauchen texanus (razorback sucker), 861 nucleotides. It is a transcript of the gene and3, whose product is annotated as actinodin3. NCBI's taxonomy places the organism in Eukaryota, Metazoa, Chordata, Actinopteri, Cypriniformes, Catostomidae. The transcript is spliced from 3 exons. The record is from RefSeq and is a predicted model, not a curated record. The coding region runs from base 1 to 861 and encodes 286 amino acids.
AUGAUUUCUCUGGUGUGUCUUGUUGGGUUGCUGCACUGCUUGUUAACUCAGUCAGACUUUAGAAUUGACUCCCAACAUGCCAAUAACUUUCUGACUCAUUCGCGAGUGAGGAGAGCGGUUGACCCCAACUGGCAUCACAAAAAUCCUGACUUUCAGUCGUACUAUCGUUACUACAGCAGCAUUGGACACAUCGAAGGGCUCUAUGAGAUAGACAGAAUUAGGAUGCUUUACCAGCAAAUGCGUCACUUGGAACUCACCUAUGGCCCUGAGGCUUCCAAAUACCAGAACAGCCUGGGUCUUCAAUUGAAGACAACGCCUCCUCCAACAACACAGCCUCCUCCUCCCACAUUGCCACCUGUCUCCAAGAUGGAUGUUACUUACUUGUGCAAUGCAAAGGACCCCCAAUGCAAGCCACGUAUUGUGUACCUGCCUGCCGGUGCUAUCCCUGUGCUUUGCGAUCCACGUUACCACCCAGACUGCAAACUCAGCACUGUCCAGGAGUCUCCUUCUCCACCUGUACCUGCCUCAGAGCCAGUGUCCUCCACCCCUCCUCGCCAACAAAAUUCCACCCCACCACCACCACCACCCCCUCCUCCAAUAAAUAGCAAGGGAAUAGAGUAUGACUGUGACCCCUAUUGGGAUCCUGACUGCCUGAUCGACCACCCUCCCAGACCAGUAAAAUUGAUCGAACCACCAGCAGUGCUCCCAACCAGUGGUCCAUUAGCUGAGAAUAAGGAAGAAAAUGAAACAGGAAACAACGUCAUCUCAAAUGCUCCAUUUCCAACCUAUGAUCCAUUUGAUUUCAAUCAAGAUCUUUAUGAUCCCUACCGCCAUGCUGCUCCAGCCCAGGAUCCAGAGUAG